Mesorhabditis spiculigera is the source of this 306-nucleotide messenger RNA. NCBI's taxonomy places the organism in Eukaryota, Metazoa, Nematoda, Chromadorea, Rhabditida, Rhabditidae. The record is from the annotation of a GenBank genome assembly.
AUGAAAUCGGCCGUGCUCCUUCUGCUUCCGCUCGCUGCUGCCUUGAUCGAUCCGGAUUUGGAAUGCUGGAAAACCGCCGAUUGUCGAAAAGGGCGCUUUGCGGGAAAGCACAUGUACUGCGGCGUCUUCGCAAAGAGCGAGGAUAUCCUAUACAAUCAAUGCACUAAACUGAAGGAAAACGAAUGUAUCGAUCUUACUGACUGCCCAAGCGAAGACGAUACAUGCAUCCAUCGCUAUUUCGAUAAGCUUCCCGGCAAAUGUGCCCCCUGGGGCACACCUGAUGAUGCGCCUGAUGACUAUCCCCUU